AUGUCUUACGACGACGACGAUUUCGAUCCUGCAUCGCUUUAUCGAACCUUUGCCGAUGUGAAAAAGGCGCCCGCACCCAAACAGGACAAUACUGGCUGGACCAAGAAAUUCAAUACUCUAAAUUUCGAGCCACAUGAGUCUACGGCGAAAUUUCAAUUCAAGCAUUUCGAGCCACUCGAGAUUAUCCAACCCUCCCUCGAAAGAUACACGUACACCACCGAGGCUGCCAUCUCUGCCAAGCAAAGCGCUGUUAAUCGGUUUGAUAAGAGAGUUCAGCGCAAGCGGAUUGUCAUUUGCUGCGAUGGAACCUGGCAAUCAUCAGUCACCGGGCUGAAGAAUAUUCCGUCCAACGUCACUCGAUUGGCUCGAUCUAUUGCUCGAUCGGCCGAAGACGAGGAUGGUAACAUCUGGCAACAAGUUGUAUACUACGAUGCCGGAAUCGGCUCGGGUGAGAUCAGUGUUUUCGAAAGCGCUCGCGCGGGAGGAUUCGGUGUCGGUUUUGUUGGAAACGUGGUUGAGGCUUAUAGCUUCAUCGUUAAUAACUACCGAUGGGGAGACAAGAUAUACUGCUUCGGAUUCUCCCGAGGUGCGUAUACCGCCCGCGCCGUGGCAGGGCUUGUGACGGAUAUCGGCAUCAUCCGCCCCCAGGACCUCCACGACUUCCCUGAUCUCUUUGAAGAGUACCAGAAGCACGACAACAGCUUUGCAUUCCGUCAGUCCCAUCACUAUCGAGAGUGGAUCACCGGAGUUCGCUCAGAUUCUCCCGGAAAAGCUUGGAUCAAACCUCCCCGAGAGGCUCCGCCAGAGAGCUCCAGAGUAGUUGAAGUUAUUGGUGUCUUCGACACGGUGGGCAGCCUUGGUAUCCCGGAGCUUACGUACACUCAAAGUGCUUUGAGAUGGGUCGGCAAGCAGAUGGGAUGGAAUCAUGGUGAUUUCCACAAUAUUGGAUUGAGUCCAUUCAUCAAGCACGCUUACCACGCAUUAGCUCUCGAUGAGCGGCGAAAGCCCUUUACACCUUCACUCUGGCAAUACCCAACAGAGGAAGAGCUGUCACCACCCCAACCCGAAAAGCCUUCGAGCGAGCUCCAACAAUUCUACGAAUACGUACAGGAAAAUCCAGACGGAACCGAAGAGGAGCAUAAAUCAGAUCUGAUGAAGGCUUGGGAGGCUCUUGUCAAAGCCGAGAUGUAUGAUCAGCUGAAAGGAAGCAUGAAGUUCCAGUUGAACGGAACUAGACCUGAGCUUCAGCAGGUUUGGUUUCCCGGUGUCCACAUCAACGUCGGGGGCGGCGACAACUCUCCCCUGAAUGGACAGGACUGCGACUACGAGCAAAUCGCGCUCAUCUCCUUUGCGUGGAUGUGCGAGAGGAUCGCACCUCAUCUCCUGCUGAACAGCGAAGGCGGAGACUUAGGGGGUUUUGCAGCGGACGCCAUGAGAGACAGGGCGAACAUUAUUCGAGCCGUAACGAGCGAGAAGGAUUUUGGCCAGAAUGCGUUCAGCAAGACCCUCUACAAGGGACUGGAAAAGGUCGGUGCCUACGCAGCCUCGAUGAAAACCGUCUCUGACGUCGUCGAAAAUGGCUGGGCGAGGGGGGUGAUUGUCGACAGCUUCGCCGGAAUGAUGAAGCUCGGAAAGUCCCUGAACCGAACCCCAGGAGAAUACAAAUACGACAAGGCCGGAAACAAACCUGGAGUAACUUGCGAGACGAUUCACCCAACGGUCACCUUCCGAAGGGACAAGGUUGAUGGGUACAACCCGCCUGCUUUAGCUGGGUUCAAGAGAUCAAACGGCCCAGUGCAGGAUCCGGACACAAAGGAGUGGCGGUACGAGUGGAGAAAGGAGGAGGUCGUCAUCCCUGAGUUUGUCAUCAACAAGGAAGACAUCUUCUCCCGUCGCCUUGCUGAACAAGACAAGAUGGGUCUCCCUUUUCUGCGUUCGGUGGACGACGAGUUGAGAAAGUGUGCGACGGUUUGA
Messenger RNA from Colletotrichum karsti, 1974 nucleotides. RefSeq lists its product as uncharacterized. NCBI's taxonomy places the organism in Eukaryota, Fungi, Ascomycota, Sordariomycetes, Glomerellales, Glomerellaceae. The transcript has 3 exons. Bases 1 to 1974 code for a protein of 657 amino acids. The record is from RefSeq and is a predicted model, not a curated record.